Molecule: messenger RNA, 2163 nt
Organism: Colletotrichum orchidophilum
Lineage: Eukaryota; Fungi; Ascomycota; Sordariomycetes; Glomerellales; Glomerellaceae
Product: DNA repair protein/CtIP
Exons: 2
Coding region: 1-2163 (720 amino acids)
Biological process (GO): double-strand break repair via homologous recombination; DNA double-strand break processing involved in repair via single-strand annealing
Cellular component (GO): site of double-strand break
Molecular function (GO): double-stranded DNA binding; Y-form DNA binding; double-strand/single-strand DNA junction binding
Source: RefSeq, a predicted model, not a curated record
AUGGAGAAGUGGUCGGCGCAAGGUCGGGCGGCAAUCCAAGAUGCAUUGGACGCAUUGCGUGAGACAGUUGGUGAGCAACUGGAUAACGAGGUCGAGCAAAGGCUGAAAGAGGACGAUCGAUCACGCGCAUUCCUCACAGAUGAGCUUGAAAUAUUGAGGUCUCGCUCUGCCGAAGUUGAUCGGUUAGAGGAGGAAAACCGGAAGCUGAGGACGAAGCUCCUCCAAUUCCACCAGCAAAAUCGAUCCGUUGAGUCGUCUCGAGGUAGCUCCCGCCCGAGUUAUGUCACCAGCGACCAAGCCACCAACACAGACUUUGCGCCAGCAGAGACUCCUGACAAUGGAGGUGAUCUAGAGAAUGUGCUGCGGGAAAGCCAUAAGCUACGUCGGAAAUAUAAUGCUCUGGACCAGAACUUCAGGAUCCUGAAAGCAGAGUUCAAUAAGCGGAGGGACGAGAGGAAGGAGGAGAACAAGAAAUGGGAAGACUAUGCGACAAGUUUGGAAGCCAAGAUAAGAUAUCUGGAGCAACGUCGAGGCGAUGCUGAUGCUGCGGCGCCCUCGGCAGAAGCGCUCCCAGAACAAAGGAGGCCUCACGCGCGUUCAGCUACGAGCUUUGCGUCAGAUCCUGAAGUUGGAGCAACAACAACGCUCAACAACCCGUGGAUUUUGCGACAAUCUUCUGCCGAAAUAGCUCCCGUGCAAUCAGAUGGCAUAGAGACUCAGAAUCUGCCUGCGACAUACCCGACGGAGGGGGAGACGACAGAGGGUAAUAAGGAGGCCGAUGAGAUUACUCUCCCACCAAUGAGACAGAACGCCAAGACAGAUUCGGAUAUUCGCAUCAAACCAGAGCCCUCUUCCGACGGCCCUGUCAUCAUCUCGGAGCGCCUUGUAGGCAAGAGAAAGCAUCCUGAUGAUUCCUCUGCGGAACAAGGAGAGCGACGCAGGAUAAAGAUGGAGAGCUCGAAUCUUACUGCGGGUCCUGUCACCAGUCAGCUUCAGGAAGAAAGUAUGGAUCUGGAUGAGGUUGGUCAGAGACUAAACACACCACGAAAGAAUAGGUUAUUGGCCAACAAUCUGGCCACGCCUGGUCAAAUGGACACGGAGAGAGCCCAGACAGCCGCGCCCGUCUUUGUCAGGCCUGACAACACCAAUGCGCCGACAAGUAGGACACACGACUCAACAGUGGUUCUGACACCGGUCAAUCCUAAUGCUCGUCCGGUGCGCCCAUAUGAGUUGAAUCCCGUGGAAAAACCAACAAGGAAGGGUCUCGCCCAAGGCAUAAGGAACCUGGCUGAGGAUGGAAUUGUCUACGAUAAAACAGGCCAUGGAGAGCCGGCAGGGCUAUUCCGCACUCCGCAACCUCCUGGCCGCUUGAGCACGCUGUUGAACGCACCGUCUCCAGAGAAGACUCCUGCCAUAGUACGGUCAGCACCCCGUCUCAGGGAUACCGGUCGAAUGGCGGAAGAUGGACCCCAAUUUCCCGAGCGUCGGGAGCUCCCAUUCAACAAGGAGCGCCGCGGUAGGUCAAAAGAAUCCCCACCUGUCGGCCGAAUGGAGCAAGGAGAGAACGCGGAGCCUGCCACAGCCCGCGGGCAGUCCCGAAAUAGUGCGACGGCCGGCCCACAGCUGCUACCCACGAGUGCGUCACUGCGGUCAAAGCCUGCUGCCUCUCUGCGUCUCGAGGACUUCAAGGUCAAUCCGAAGUUCAACGGCGGUUCCGACUAUGCAUAUUCAGAGGUAGUUAGGAACAGAGAUGACAGAGCCUGCUUGCCUGGUUGUACGGACAUGAGUUGUUGUGGUCCACAAUUCCGCGCUAUGGCUUUAGCCCAAAGAAACAACGUCGAACGCACUCCGGUAUCAGACACCAAGUUAUUCGAAGAUUAUCUUGGUGACAGAAUCACCAUCAUUUUGGGGAUGUCCAAGGCAGAGAAAGAAGACCUGUGGAUAGAGGCUAAAACAUGGCAACUUGCUAAUGAGUUGGGCAAACAUCGUCACCGAUACGCUCGAAGGCCUUCUCCUCCGGGUUUUUGGAACGCGGAUUUUCCUACUACGCAGGAGGAUCAGGCUGAGACGGCAGAAGUUGAAAAGAGGGAGAAACAAAUGAUCCAAGAACGGUAUCGAGAAGCGAUGAGAGGAAGAGGCCGCUGGAUUUUCAAGGAUGAGUGA